AUGACGAAAUCUCGGUUGAAGAGAAUUCGUGCGCGUCUGGCGCUGCUGGCCAAGGCUGAACGAGGCGAAGUCAAGGUCGGAGGCCAGCUGGAGAAGUCGAAGAGCAAGCUGAAGGCUGAGGCUCAAAAAAAGCAGGGAGUGAAAGGGACACAAAAGAAACCGACGGGGAAACGCGACGGAACGGGCAAUGGGAAGCAAAAGUCAGCUUCGGCGGCGCGAAAACUAACCGGUUCGCAGAAGAAAAAGCUGAACAAAAUCUGCCUCCGUUGUAGAAAGAAAGGCCACUUGCUGGAGAAUUGCCCGCUUGCCCAGUCCAGUGCCACAGGGUCUUCUGCCGCGGAGAAUGACACAACGCAAAGCGACGCCAAAAGUGGACCGGUGAUGAGCGGCAUUUGCUUCAACUGCGGCGCGACGGACCACACACUGAAGAACUGCAAAAAAAAGCGCAAGCCAGACGGGGCGCUACCGUUCGCAUUAUGCUUCAUCUGUGGCAACAGAGGGCACUUGUCUUCUGGUUGUCCUAAGUCUACAACAGGUUCCUGCCACACAUGUGGGUCGAUUUAUCAUCUCCAGAUCGAGUGUCCUGAAUUCCAGCGCCAGCAGAAAGAGCGUUUGAGCCAGGAGAAACAGAGACGCUCGGCGGCUGGCAAUUCGCAUGGUCGCACUGAAAACAAGGAAGAACACAAAGGAAAAGUGCAUGCAAAAGAUCGAGGGGGUGCAACGGCUCGGAAUGCUCACAGAAAAAACCAAGAGCCUGACCCAGACGAGUUUUGGAUGGGUCAGAGCGGUUAG
This is a messenger RNA of Neospora caninum, 792 nucleotides long. Its product is annotated as Poly-zinc finger protein 1, related. NCBI's taxonomy places the organism in Eukaryota, Apicomplexa, Conoidasida, Eucoccidiorida, Sarcocystidae. The transcript is spliced from 4 exons. The record is from RefSeq and is a predicted model, not a curated record. Gene Ontology annotation, molecular function: zinc ion binding; nucleic acid binding. Bases 1 to 792 code for a protein of 263 amino acids.